AUGGCAACGACUCCCACUCCCCGCCGCGGCAGCCUUGGCGGCGACGACGACGCUGGACUGCCUCACAUCGGCGAGACACCUGCCGCAUUGCAGCGAGACGAUUCGACCCUGACGGCCGAGCUCCCAGAACCCCUCCAAGGCAGCGACGACGACACAAGCGAGAAUGUGGGAUUCGCCCAGACCAGCCCGAUGGCCGUGAACAUGAACCAGAGCAUCUUUGGUUUAAUUGCCGCCGCAGGAUCUCGGGUCGACUUCAACACUCGCUUUGAUGACGGCAGCAGCGACGAAGACGACGAUGAAGCUGAGGGCGAAGGGAGCCGCUUAAAACCACUAAGCUCGCGGCACCGCGACCUCUCACAGACGGCUAUACUAGGUUCAUUCCCUGCCAAGGAUAAACGCCUCGGGCAUAAGAAGAAGCUUUCUGGUCACAGGCUCUUGAAGUCAUUUGCCUCGUUGCCUAGAAGGAAGAGCAAACCCGGGAGAGGCUCCAAGAUGUGGGAGCCUACAGAAGAGGUGGACGAGCAGAGCGAAUCUAGCGAGCCACCCUCUCCCAAGAAGCCCUCCCAACAACUAGAUGAGGAGGAGGAUCUCCGAGUAGCACCCGUCAUGAGCCGAAUGCUGGAGGCCCAGGCCGAGAUGGCCAGCCGGUCUAGCUUUGACAUUGAUAUUGAAAGAGACUCUUCUGGCCCUGAUCGAACAGAUGAAGGGGAGGAAGACCGAGAAGAGGAGGGAGAAGGGAGCCACGUCACAGCCUUGGCAAGAAGACUAAUGGAAAUUUUUGAGUUCGAUGAGCCAGAGCGUGUUAUAGAAGAGUAUCCGUGUUGGUUGCUCAAGAGCGUAUUGCUGCAAGGCUAUCUAUACAUCACUUCGAAACACAUUUGCUUCUAUGCAUAUCUCCCCAAAAAGACACAUUCCGUUGCCAAGUCUGGUUACCUAUCAAAAAGCGGAAAACGCAACCCAAAAUACAGUCGUUACUGGUUUCGCCUCAAAGGUGAUGUAUUGUCAUACUACCAGGACUCCACGAACCUAUACUUUCCACACGGCCACAUCGAUCUCAGCUUUGGCAUAUCUGCUAGCAUCACAGAUAGAGACAAGGAGGGUGUGCAUUUUUCAGUGGUAACAAGCCAUCGUACCUACAACUUCAGAGCCGAGAGUGCGCCAAGCGCCAAGGAGUGGGUGAAGAGUUUACAGAGAGUCAUUUUCCGAAGUCACAAUGACGGCGACAGCGUCAAAAUAUCUAUUCCCAUUAACGAUGUCAUCGAUGUCGAGGACUCGCAGAUGAUGGAGUUUUCAGAUACGUGCAAGAUUCGAGUCAUGGACAGUGACGAAACGUUUGCCAUCGACGAGUACUUUUUCUCCUUCUUCAACUAUGGUAAAGAGGCGAUAAAUGUGAUUAAGCUUUUGGUAGAAGACGCAUCACUUGAGGGCCCGACAGCUGGUAAAGCCAUUGCCAAACAAGAAGAAGAGUCCUCAAAUCAGUCAUCGCCUCGCGCCUCGGGAAGCGCAUUCCGGAAUCUAACUCGCGUGGAUAGUGCGCUCACUACGAAACUUUCCGGUCUUGGACAGGCAGCUGGUCAUUCAACAUCACGCAGUUCCACAAGCCCAAACCCAUAUCCUAGCGGCGAUGAUGGUCUCCAUUCAAGCUUCGACGCAAUCGGAAGAGAGAGAGACAGUCACGACGAGAGUUCUCGGGAAAGAUCCAGCGACAAUAAAAGAUCAGAAAGUAGCCAUCAGGGUGAAGAAAGGAUAUCAUCAAAGAUUCUCGAAUCGUCCGAAUCAAAUUUGUACUCGUCAAUGGAAGAACCAAGUUUCGCUAGCCUCAACGAAUCUGCUUUUGAAGAUCCUUCUGCGAGUCAGAUCCUCAGGGGCAGCGACGUCUUCCAAAAUCCGACGAUGAGACACUCGCAAAGCUCCAUCCGUGACGACAAGGAGUCAAAGGACUUGUCAGAUCUUCAACCAGCUGAUUCUACAGCAGCAAGCCAUGCUGAGGGAUCCGGUUAUGCCGGGUCUAUUGACCUACCACGAGUGUCCACGCCAACGUUGCAGAGCAUUACGAGAAUGGGCGCAUAUCCCUUGCAACGAGCUGGCGCGUUUGCCGAUUAUCUGAACAAGACAAGCAAGCGAAUGAGCACCCUCCUUGCGACGGAAUCUAUGGGCUAUGUCGAAAAAGUUUCUGGCAUGUGGAAAGGUGAACGCAAGCAUUACGAUGAACCUGCUGGUCUACGACCCGACGAAGAUGAUCUGGAAGAGGAUGAUGAUGGGCAGAUCAAGACAUCAAAUGAGCGAUUUCGAGCACAUUUUGCACUCCCUGCCACAGAAAGGCUGCAGGCUACGUAUUUUGGAUACAUCAUGCGCGUCCUGCCGCUGUAUGGUAAAAUCUAUCUUAGCGGUGGCUAUUUCUGUUUCCGAAGUUUGCUCCCUGGCACUCGGACAAAAUUGAUUCUUCCUCUAAAAGACAUUGAGAAUGCGCAUAAGGAGAAGGGUUUUCGCUUUGGAUACUCGGGCUUGGUUGUGAUUAUUCGUGGACAUGAGGAGCUCUUCUUCGAAUUCCGGCAAGCUGAGAUUCGUGACGACUGCGCAGUGACACUGCUGCAGUGCCUGGAAAUCGAUCGCAAUCUCCAAGGAUCUGGUUUAUUAUCACAUGCGUCCAAAGAGGAAGCAAGUGCUGCGAUUGCGGAGCGGGAAGCUUUGAAACUAGCAGGACAAGAGAUGUUUGCAAAUCGCGAACCUCAGCUACCGCAGUCAACCGCUGCGCAGACUCAUGCUGCCAAUAUCUUGGGAGAUGAUCUAGAAACAUCGGUGAUCCAGUUCAAGGCGCCGCAUUCCAUGAGGAUUACAUGCCUAACAAUCGGCUCCAGAGGCGAUGUCCAACCUUAUAUCGCAUUGUGCAAGGGAUUACUUGCAGACGGCCAUAGACCGAAGAUUGCUACUCAUGCAGAGUUCCAAGGAUGGAUCGAGUCUCAUGGUAUUGAAUUUGCCUGUGUCGAAGGUGACCCGGGAGAGCUAAUGCGUUUGUGCAUUGAGAAUGGAACGUUUACGCUCUCAUUCCUUCGAGAAGCCAAUGCGACUUUCCGAGGCUGGCUCGAUGACCUCCUCGAUUCCGCUUACAAGGCUUGCGAAGGUUCUGAGCUUCUCAUCGAGUCACCGUCAGCCAUGGCAGGAAUUCACAUCGCAGAGAAACUUGGGAUUCCGUAUUUUAGAGCAUUCACGAUGCCCUGGACAAGGACACGAGCGUAUCCCCACGCCUUUAUUAUGCCGGAAAACAAGAUGGGCGGUGCCUAUAACUAUAUGACCUAUGUCAUGUUCGACAACAUCUUUUGGAAAGCUACCGCUCAUCAAGUCAACAGAUGGAGGAACAAGACUCUUGGAUUGCCAAAUACUGGACUAGAGAAAAUGCAGCCUAACAAGGUACCUUUCCUAUACAAUUUUAGCCCAAGUGUUGUUGCGCCACCUCUAGAUUUCUCGGAUUGGGUCAGAGUUACCGGCUAUUGGUUCUUGGACGAAGGUGGCGACUAUGAACCUCCUCAAGAACUGCGAGACUUUAUCCAGAAAGCAAGGGCCGAUGGCAAAAAGAUUGUGUAUGUCGGUUUCGGCUCGAUUAUCGUCAACGACCCGGUCAAGAUGACUCAGGAGGUGAUUGACGCGAUCCUUAAGGCUGAUGUCCGAUGCAUUCUCUCCAAGGGGUGGUCUGAUCGCAUCACUGGAAGGGACGAACCCAAUAGACCGCUUGUUGAAGAGCCAGUGAUGCCACCAGAGAUUCAUGUUAUCAAAUCUGCUCCACAUGACUGGCUAUUCCGACAGAUUGACGCGGCAGCGCAUCACGGUGGAUCCGGUACCACCGGUGCUAGUCUAAGAGCCGGUAUACCAACCAUUAUCCGGCCUUUCUUUGGGGACCAAUUCUUCUUUGCCAGUCGUGUAGAAGAUUUGGGUGUUGGAGUUUGGGUCAAGAAGUGGGGAACGAAAUCGUUUGGCCGAGCUCUUUGGGAAGUCACGCGUAACGAGCGGAUGAUUGUCAAGGCUCGGCAGCUAGGUGAACAAAUUCGAAGGGAGAGCGGUGUUCAAACUGCUAUUCAAUCUAUAUACCGAGAUAUGGAAUACGCAAAGAGCCUAAUUAAGCAUACAGAUGGACAUUUAGAAACAGAAGAAGAUGAAGAUACGGAAGAGAGCUGGACAUUUGUCCGCGGCGAUGAACCGGAUCCAGACGUGAUUACGACCAAGUUGAGCGAAGGUUUGGAUGGCGUAGCAUUGGGAAACAAUAGCAAGGCGUCAGGCAAGUCAUAA
This is a messenger RNA of Trichoderma asperellum CBS 433.97, 4281 nucleotides long. RefSeq names its product Sterol 3-beta-glucosyltransferase (gene ATG26). Gene Ontology annotation, molecular function: UDP-glycosyltransferase activity; hexosyltransferase activity. NCBI's taxonomy places the organism in Eukaryota, Fungi, Ascomycota, Sordariomycetes, Hypocreales, Hypocreaceae. The record is from RefSeq and is a predicted model, not a curated record. Gene Ontology annotation, biological process: sterol metabolic process; carbohydrate metabolic process.